Molecule: messenger RNA, 1127 nt
Organism: Prorocentrum cordatum
Lineage: Eukaryota; Dinophyceae; Prorocentrales; Prorocentraceae
Source: the annotation of a GenBank genome assembly
AUGCGCGAGCUCGUUCACAUCCAGGGCGGCCAGUGCGGGAAUCAGAUCGGCGCCAAGUUUUGGGAGGUGAUCAGUGACGAACACGGCAUAGACCCAACGGGGACCUAUCACGGCGACUCCGACCUUCAGCUGGAGCGGAUCAACGUGUAUUACAACGAGGCGACUGGUGGGCGCUACGUGCCCAGGGCAGUGCUCAUGGACCUGGAGCCCGGUACCAUGGACAGCGUCCGCGCGGGGCCGUUCGGGCAGCUGUUUCGGCCAGACAACUUCGUGUUCGGGCAGACAGGAGCUGGGAAUAAUUGGGCGAAAGGACACUAUACAGAAGGAGCUGAAUUGAUCGAUAGUGUCCUCGAUGUUGUCCGCAAGGAGGCUGAGGGGUGCGACUGCUUGCAGGGCUUCCAGAUGUGUCAUUCCUUGGGAGGAGGCACUGGCGCUGGGAUGGGAACCCUGCUGAUCUCCAAGGUCCGUGAGGAGUAUCCGGAUCGCAUCAUGGAGACGUUCAGCGUUAUUCCCAGCCCAAAAGUUUCGGAUACUGUCGUGGAGCCGUACAACGCCGUGUUGUCUUUCCACCAGCUCGUGGAGAACGCGGACGAAUGCUUCUUGUUGGACAACGAGGCGCUCUAUGAUAUCUGCUUCAGGACGUUGAAGUUGACGACGCCGACGUAUGGUGAUCUGAACCAUCUUGUGAGCGCGGCGAUCAGUGGCGUGACCACUUGCUUGCGCUUCCCAGGUCAGCUCAAUUGUGAUUUGCGCAAGAUCGCGGUAAAUCUGAUUCCUUUCCCGCGCUUGCAUUUCUUCAUGACUGGUUUCGCACCGCUCACGAGCAGGGGCUCCCAGCAGUACAGGGCCCUGACAGUUCCUGAACUUACCCAGCAGAUGUUCGACGCGAAGAACAUGAUGUGCGCAGCAGACCCGCGCCACGGGCGCUACCUGACCGCCGCGGCGCUCUUCCGUGGUCGCAUGUCCACGAAGGAAGUCGACGAGCAGAUGCUGAACGUGCAAAACAAGAAUUCGUCGUACUUCGUCGAGUGGAUCCCGAACAACAUCAAAGCGUCAGUGUGCGACAUUCCCCCCAAGGGGUUGAAGAUGGCGGUGGCCUUUGCUGGCAAUUCUACCGCUAUUCAUUG